GUACUAACCGAAGUGGAAAACUACCUCAUAAGUACACUUUCGCAUUGCUUAGCAACCACUUAGUACAAAUAAUACGAACACUACAAUGAAGUUACUACACAACUAAGUUUAUCUAUUUACUAAUAGUUUUUAAUUAAAGAUGAUCGAUAAUAAGCAUAUCCUGAUUUUUAAUGCAUCCAAGAACGAAGUUUUCAAAUUAAACGAAAAUUAUAAAAUACUUCAGAGAAAACUAAAAACGUUUUGGAAAUUACAAAUCAACAAAGAAGAAGUUACAGAAACGCUUUUAAAAAAUUGUAAUUUGUUAAUUUUACCGGCUCCCCAGGCGGCAUUUAACGAAAAUGAAAUUGAAUCCAUGAAAAAAUAUCUAAACAACGGAGGAAAUAUACUGGUGUUGUUAUCUGAGACUAAUGAUAAUGAUAAGAGUAAUAUAAAUAUUCUUCUUGAAGAAUACGGAAUUGUGCCAAAUAUGGAUUAUGUUAUAAGGACACAUUACUACAAAUAUUUUCACCCAAAGGAAUGUUAUAUUUCGGACAGUAGCAUAAAUUCAGCGUUAAACAAAGAUAAAUUGGAAAUUAGUCUGGUUUAUCCUUACGGUUGUACUUUAGACGUUAGCAAGCCGUCCGUUGUUGCAUUUACAAGUGGAGUAGUAUCCUUUCCUGUUGAUCGGCCCCUAGGGGCAUUAUAUUAUGGGCAAAGUACAGGAGGGAAGUUAGUUGCAAUUGGAUCAGGGCACAUGUUUUCGGACAAAUACAUCGAUCAAGAACAGAACGAGAAAUUUCGAGAAAUGAUUUUCGACUUCUUUACUUCUGAUGACGUUAAAGAACUGAUUUCAGAGUACGAUGAAAUAGAUGUUUGGGAUUAUCACAUUGUUCCUGACACACCCGCAUUAGCUGAACAACCAAAGCUUACUUUGACCGAUGGCGUAGGUCAAAACAUCCCCGCCGAUUACUCAAAGUUGUUUGACUACAAAAUGCAUUCAAUCAGCACAUGUCUAGUUACAGAAGCAAUAAAGCUCUAUGAAAAUCUGGAAGUUAAACAUGAACCCCUCAAGCUUAUUACACCAAGCUUUGAGGCUCCAUUGCCUCCAUUGCAACCUGCAGUGUUUCCACCCACAUUUCGAGAACUAUCGCCACCCCCGUUAGAACUUUUCGACUUGGACGAGGCGUUCAGUUCGGUGUUUUCGAGACUGGCUCAGUUCACUAACAAAUUCAUAAUGUCGGGAUCAACAAGCGAUUUCUCCGAAAAAGAACUCGAAUUUUAUAUUCAGGAAUGUUCCAAGAUCGUUAAACUUGAUGGAGGAGUUGUUGAUGCCAAAGAAAUUUUGUAUACUGUAGGUGUGCAAAUAGCUCAUUUUAAAAGUAUUGACACAAUCAAAUAAUAUAAUUAUAUUAAUUAUAGAUA
This is a messenger RNA of Agrilus planipennis (emerald ash borer), 1401 nucleotides long. RefSeq names its product intraflagellar transport protein 52 homolog (gene IFT52). Gene Ontology annotation, cellular component: centriole; cilium; intraciliary transport particle B. Gene Ontology annotation, biological process: intraciliary transport; cilium assembly. The record is from RefSeq and is a predicted model, not a curated record. NCBI's taxonomy places the organism in Eukaryota, Metazoa, Arthropoda, Insecta, Coleoptera, Buprestidae. The transcript has 7 exons. The coding region runs from base 140 to 1378 and encodes 412 amino acids.